This is a messenger RNA of Marmota monax (woodchuck), 1090 nucleotides long. RefSeq names its product olfactory receptor 13C7. Gene Ontology annotation, molecular function: olfactory receptor activity; G protein-coupled receptor activity. Gene Ontology annotation, biological process: G protein-coupled receptor signaling pathway. The coding region runs from base 128 to 1090 and encodes 320 amino acids. NCBI's taxonomy places the organism in Eukaryota, Metazoa, Chordata, Mammalia, Rodentia, Sciuridae. The transcript has a single exon. Gene Ontology annotation, cellular component: membrane. The record is from RefSeq and is a predicted model, not a curated record.
UUUCAGAUGAUUUUUUUGUCACUUAGCCAGACUGGAAUUCCAGAACAGGUGCCUUGGCCAUUUGCAAGGUGAAGAAUAUGAGUUUGGACCUCUAGGUAUAUUCUUCAGUUGAUAGAGAAGACACACCAUGGAAACCACCAACCAGACAGGGUCUGUGUCAGAGUUUGUUCUCCUGGGACUAUCAGCCCACCCAAAGCUGGAGAAAACAUUCUUUGUGCUCAUCCUGCUGAUGUACCUGGUGAUUCUGUUGGGCAAUGGUGUCCUCAUCUUGGUGACCAUCCUUGAUUCUCACCUGCACACACCCAUGUACUUCUUCCUAGGGAACCUCUCCUUCCUGGACAUCUGCUACACGACCUCCUCCGUCCCCCUCAUUCUUGACAGCUUCCUCACUCCCAGGAAGACCAUCUCCUUCUCAGCGUGUGCUGUGCAGAUGUUUCUCUCCUUUGCCAUGGGGGCCACAGAGUGUGUACUCCUGAGCAUGAUGGCCUUUGAUCGCUAUGUGGCCAUCUGCAACCCCCUUAGGUACCCUGUGGUCAUGAGCAAGGCUGCCUACAUGCCCAUGGCUGUCAUCUCCUGGGCAGCAGGGAGUGCUGCCUCCAUGGUUCAAACAUCCCUUGCAAUGAGAUUGACUUUCUGUGGGGACAAUGUCAUCAACCACUUCACCUGUGAGAUCCUGGCUGUCCUGAAGUUGGCCUGUGCUGACAUCUCCAUCAAUGUGAUCAGCAUGGGGGUGACUAAUGUGAUCUUUCUGGGGAUCCCAGUCCUGUUCAUCUCUUUCUCCUAUGUCUUCAUCCUUGCCACCAUCCUGAGGAUUCCCUCUGCAGAGGGGAGGAAAAAGUCCUUCUCCACCUGCUCUGCCCACCUCACUGUGGUGAUUGUCUUCUAUGGGACCAUUCUCUUCAUGUAUGGGAAGCCCAAGUCUAAGGAUCCUCUGGGGGCCGACAAGCAGGACCUGGCAGACAAGCUCAUCUCAUUGUUUUAUGGGGUGGUGACCCCCAUGCUGAACCCCAUCAUCUACAGCCUGAGGAACAAGGAUGUGAAGGCUGCUGUGAGGAACCUGGUGGUGUUUCAGAAGCACGUUAAUCAGUGA